Messenger RNA from Leptonychotes weddellii (Weddell seal), 2981 nucleotides. Lineage: Eukaryota; Metazoa; Chordata; Mammalia; Carnivora; Phocidae. The record is from RefSeq and is a predicted model, not a curated record.
AUGACUGGAGCUACAGUGAGUGAUGACCAGGCGUGUCCCAGUUAUAUUCAAGAAGAAUGUGUCAUCCCAUGCCCAUUUGAUUGCAAGUUAAGUGACUGGUCUAGUUGGGGGUCUUGCAGCUCAUCUUGUGGAAUUGGAGUGCGAAUUCGGUCCAAAUGGCUAAAAGAAAAACCUUACAAUGGAGGUCGCCCAUGUCCCAGACUGGAUCUCAAGAAUCAGGUGCAUGAGGCAGUCCUAUGCUACAGUGAAUGCAAUCAGUAUUCCUGGAUUGUAGAACACUGGUCUCCAUGCAAAAUCCACAAUGAGCUGAGGUCUCUGCGCUGCGGAGAAGGAAUGCAAUCUAGGAAAAUCAGAUGUGUGAAUGCUGCUGAUAGUGAAGGGGGAGCCGUGGAUAACAGCCUGUGCAGCCAGGAUGAAAUUCCCCCAGAAACCCAGUCGUGCUCUCUUCUGUGUCCCAGUGAAUGUGUCAUGUCCGAGUGGGGGCCUUGGAGCAAAUGCCCACAGUCAUGUGAUCCCCACUCAAUGCAGAGAAGAACCCGCCAUCUGCUGAGACCCUCACUGAAUUCAAGGACAUGUGCUGAAGACUCACAGGUGCGGCCUUGCCUCCUCAAUGAAAACUGCUUCCAGUUCCAGUACAAUCUAACAGAUUGGAGCAUGUGCCAGCUAAGUGAAAAUGUCACCUGCGGACGAGGCGUCAAGACCCGCCUUCUGAGCUGUGUGCGCAGUGACGGCAAGCUGGUUGGUGUGGACCAGUGUGAGCAGCGUAACUUGGAGAAGCCCCAGAGAAUGAGCAUUCACUGCCUGGUGGAAUGUGUGGUCAACUGUCAGCUCUCAGGGUGGACAGCUUGGACAGAAUGUUCAAAGACUUGUGGCCAUGGAGGUCGAAUGAGCCGGACUCGAUUUAUCAUUAUGCCAACCCAAGGAGAAGGACGACCAUGCCCCACAGAGCUGACCCAGCAGAAAACCUGCCCAGUGACACCCUGUUACAGCUGGGUCCUCGGCAACUGGUCCUCAUGUAAAUUGGAGGGUGGAGACUGUGGGGAAGGAGUCCAGAUCCGCAGCCUGUCCUGCGUGGUCCACAAUGGUUCAAUCUCUCACUCGGCUGUAAGUGUAGAUGAUGCCCUGUGUGGAGAAAUGCCUUUUCAAGACAGCAUCCUGAAACAGCCAUGUUCUGUGCCUUGCCCAGGAGACUGCCACUCAACGGAAUGGUCAGAAUGGAGCACAUGUGAAUUAACCUGCGUCAAUGGAAGAAGCUUCGAGACAAUGGGCCGCCAAUCUAGGUCAAGGACAUUUAUAGUCCAGUCUUUUGAGAACCAAGACAGCUGCCCUCAGCAGGUUCUAGAAACACGCCCUUGUGCAGGAGGCAAAUGUUAUCACUACACAUGGAAAGCAAGUCUUUGGAACAAUAAUGAACGAACUGUAUGGUGCCAACGUUCAGAUGGCAUUAAUGUCACAGGAGGCUGCUCCCCUCAGGCACGUCCUGCUGCUAUCCGGCAGUGUAAUCCAGCCUGCAGAAAACCUUUCUCCUACUGUACACAGGGUGGAGUCUGUGGCUGUGAGAAGGGUUAUACAGAGAUCAUGAGAUCCAAUGGUUUCCUGGAUUACUGCAUGAAAGUACCCGGCUCUGAAGAUAAAAAAGCUGAUGUGAAGAACCUUGCGGGGAAAAACAGACCUGUGAAUUCAAAGAUACAUGACAUUUUUAAAGGAUGGUCACUUCAACCCCUUGAUCCAGAUGGCCGUGUAAAAAUAUGGGUUUAUGGAGUUUCAGGUGGAGGUUUUCUUAUCAUGAUUUUCCUAGUAUUUACUUCCUACCUUCUUUGCAAGAAACCAAAACCACAUCAAAGCACACCUCCCCAACAGAAGCCUCUGACCUUAGCCUACGAUGGAGACUUAGACAUGUAACCUGAAAAGAAAUCCAAAUGUAGACAUCAACUGCCUUAACCGCUUUCUCUUUUGUAGCUCUCAGACUUCUCAGUUUUUUGAGGAAUCUCUUGAUGUGAUACAUUGGGCAGAAUACAAAAAUUGCAAAAGUAAUAUUGCCUAACUUCAUUUGGACAUGGAGUCAAGGAUUAUUAGGUCUGCCAUUUUGCUUUCAAGUUGUUUGUGGGUGUGUGUUUAAUUUUUUGAUUUUCCCAAGGGUCCUGAAAACCCUUCUCUUCCUGUUUGGAAAUGGGAGGAAGAAAACAUGAUGGAAUUCCCACAGACUUCAGUAAACUUUAUCUUCAGCAGCAUGAUGACAAUCUGGAGGAAAAUCCAAUCAAGGCAUUUACUGUAAAUGACGAGCCUGACACUGCUUUGUUAUGCACUAUAUUAGUGCAAGUCUUUAUUCUUCCCAUACUUCAACACUGAGUUUUCUAGAGUUUACAUUGGUUCAGAGACUUUCAAAUUGGAUUGCCUAUUUUCAUGAACACAGAGAGAAUGGUUUACCAUUUCAGAAAUUCUCUGAGUUUUUACCUUUAGUUUUGUAGCCAGGGGAUGAUGGCACUUCAUGGGUUGCAUUUAUUGAAGAAAAAAAAAAAAAAAAAGAGUGGGCAUAACUGCUGGUCUAGAUGAAAGCUAGGUGGUUUCUGAAUGAAAUAUGUAUUGAGUGUUAGGUGGUUAUAUUGGAGAAUGAGGUAGAUUAUUUGAUUACUAACACUGUAUUUUAACAAAAACUUAGCCAUGUAGAUAUAGUACUAUACCAUACACACUUGUAAUUCAGUUUAACGAUGACAAACUCUGCUUUUAUAAUUUCAAUUUUCUUAUCUGAAUAUUUAUAAAUUCUUUUUUUGAAUUUAAUUCUCUGACCUCAUUUAAUAUACAUCAAACACCAAUCCUGUUUAUAGCGAGUCUUGCUUUUAUAAGGUUUCAAUAAUACCUAGAAACAUUAAAAAGCUGAAACCAUUUUAUGAUGAUAAUUGUUUGUAAUUGUAGAUGUUGAGAGUAAGAAGGUGCCAUCUUGUGGUAUUGACUUGUAUUUAUAACAAAUAAAGUGCUCAAGA